Symbiodinium necroappetens is the source of this 840-nucleotide messenger RNA. The record is from the annotation of a GenBank genome assembly. NCBI's taxonomy places the organism in Eukaryota, Dinophyceae, Suessiales, Symbiodiniaceae.
AUGUCUGCGGCCCCGGAAGCUCAGCUGCCGGAGCUGCAAAUUUCUAAACUUCCUGAUGGAAUCCAUUCCGAAAGUGAAAAGUUCGUGGAACUUAUGUCGGCGGGAGCUGACCUAGUGCCAUCAGGACCUGCCGGUGUGUUCAGCGCCAGCUGCCCGAGCAUGCAAAACGGAGUCUGCACUGCUCAAGGCUCGGUGCCGUUGUCACCGGGCGAGAGCUUCAAGCUUCGAGUGUUGCAUUUGGGGACGUUUGGUGAGAUUGCUAUUGGUCUUUGUGCACCGGGCCAGGCACGCGAACAGACCAUCAAUCGCGACAUGGUCGGAUGGUCCCGUGGCGAGGUCGGCUUUCAUGGCGGUCAUGGAAAAUCCUUCGUCAACGGCCACGCUUCGAAAGAACAGUGCAGCGAUCGGUGGUCCGUCGGCGACGAGAUCGAGUGUGGUUUAACAGCUGGCGCCAACGUGUACUUCAAGCAUGCUGGAGAGCAGUUCCAGCACAUCCUCGAAAUGCCAGGCCGCUGGCAAAUCUCACUGGCGUACCCGACCGUCACGAUGCGCUCCCGUGGAUCUAAAGUGGAGAUAGAUCUCCGAGGAGUUGAGGACAAACCGCUUAAGGAUUUGUUGCCACACAGCGGUCCAGACUCGAGCAUGAGAGGGGGUGAGUCUUCAGCACAUUUAAGAUCGAAGUCGUCAGCCCUCACUCUGCUGACAUCCUUCAAGAGGACGGUUAUCGCUGAAGAUGAGUGCCAAGAAGGCCCUGGUGUCACGACGCUGGAGCGCUGGCUUUCGCCCUGGUGUUGCCAAAGCAUUGAGGUCGAUCAGGCACCAUCCACCAUCGUAGCUUAA